Messenger RNA from Eriocheir sinensis (Chinese mitten crab), 3574 nucleotides. Its product is annotated as mucin-5AC-like. Bases 46 to 3207 code for a protein of 1053 amino acids. The transcript has 20 exons. The record is from RefSeq and is a predicted model, not a curated record. Gene Ontology annotation, cellular component: nucleoplasm. NCBI's taxonomy places the organism in Eukaryota, Metazoa, Arthropoda, Malacostraca, Decapoda, Varunidae. Gene Ontology annotation, biological process: regulation of DNA-templated transcription.
ACUAUAAUCCAAAUAUCUUUAGCUCCGUAGUUCCCGUUUGUUGACAUGGUGGCCCAAGACAUGGAGAUCGGGUACCACCUGCCCAGCAAGUGGCCGAAGCUGCUUGACAUGACCAAGGAUGAGUGUCGCAAAGCUCUCCGUGCCUUGGAAUUGACAACAUACAGUCAGGUGGUGUCCGUAUUGCGAGCGCAGGGAGAACUGACAAAGGAGAAAAAGAAGCUGCUCAGCGAUCUGCAAACUAUGUUCUCCAUCUCCCUGGAGAGGCACAGAGCAGAAAUUCGAAGGGCAGUCAAUGAUGAAAAGCUCACAACCUUGGCAGAUACACUGGCGGGGCCCAACACAGGGGUGGAGUGGGCAAUAGAAGGGAGACGAUUGGUGCCUCUCAUGCCCCGAGUUGCCCCACAGACAGCUUACACAGCCCUAGCGACACGCAUGGCCCUCCUCUAUUAUGGGGCCAAUGCCAAGAUGCCACCACCAGCCUCAACAGCACACUAUGGGAAAAUGGAUGAUCUUGGUGCUGAGUCUGAGAACACGGACUCAGAAGAGGAAACAGAUGGGCUGAGGUACAUCCCUGGGGCGAUGGUGCCACCACAGUACAACGCUGACCAAGGCUCGUACACCACACUGCCGCUCUCAAAGGCUCGGCUCGCUAAAAUGCCUCCGAAGGAGAAUCGUGAAACUCCUGCCACCACUGCUGUAGGAGGUGGAGGAGGCUCAGUCAGUGUUGGCCCAGGGGGAGGAAGCACCAGUGGUGGCGGUGGUGGUGGUGGAAGAGGGAGUGACAAGAGGAAAAGAAAGCGGUCGUCGUCUGAACACCCUCUUCCUCCUCCACCUCCUCCUCCUCCUCCACCACCAACUCCUCCUGCCCAACCUUCCAGAGACAUUCCUCCCUCACCAGGAACACCCUCCAAGCAGGUGACUGGGAUUGGCCGCCCCCUGCCUGGCCCUCCUAUGAAGAUAACGGUAACAGGCAAUGUUACCCGCGGCACGCCGGGCACACCGGUCUCCACCCUCGGCAGCCACACCCAGAAGGUUAUUCUUGUGUCCACCUCCGGAGCGAGUGGGGUGGGUGGGGGAGUGUACCAGCGGUCCUUGAGUGUGCCGGUGAUGAAGAGCGGGGCGGGCACGGCUCCCACGGUGAUGCGCGGCGUCUCUGCCUCGGCAAACACUGUGCCGGCCACCCAGAUGCAGACAGGAGGCAGCAUGGGCUCAGGAAACAUGAUUGUACCUUCCACCUACUCCAGCAGUGGCCUACACGGUGCUGGGGGCAUGGCUCCUGCAGGAACUUAUGUCAAUCGGACGAGACCCCGUGUUCCCUCUAGCACAUUGCCGUCCAGGCCGAGAGAAAGGUCCAAGUCACUUGUCCUCCAGGCUGACGGAGCAGGCAGAGGCGGUGAAGCAAGUGGAGCCGGUGGCGGUGGGGGCUGCAUGGCAUCAAGCGGCCAUGUCAACACCCUGCCUUCCUACCCUGGUGGCUCUCCUGCCGUGGUGGGUACCCCUGCAGGGUCACCCAGUCUGUCAGCGGGCCAUCUGAUGACCCACCAGACGAUACAGGUCAGACCAAGCACCGGCAUCACUCCUGCAAAGACAGCAAUUCAGAUUCGCCAAGAAGGAAAGUCUCCUGCCCCCUCAGGUACAGGGGCUAAAAUCAUCACACACUCAGUGGGUGGUGCUGGAGGCACAGGCACUGCAGGUGGUGCCACCUCCACCACUUCCACCAUCAUCACCCCCACCAGCACCACAGGCAUGAAUGUGGGUACUGGUGGCUCUGGACGCCUGGUUGGACGCACUCCCAUCUUGCCACCGAGCUCACCCCAGGGAAGUGGUGCACCCUUGUAUGUGGUCACCACCAACUCGGGCACCAUCACUGUUGUAACUCGCACUGUUGCUGCUGGCCAAGGGACAGGACCGAGAGUUGUGACGGUGAAUACCAUCAAUGCUCCCAAGUCGUCUGUCAGCAGUGUGAGGACUCCAACUCCUGCCACAGUGGUGUCUGUUGGCCCGAAGACCAUACAAACAGUGCGCGUCACACCCCAGGGUCAGGGGCCCUCAGGAUUGCGACCAGUCCCUGGAACAGCAAAGUCUAAUGUGAUUGUGGUGCACAAGGGAGCCCCUCCUCCUGGCACCAGACCCAUGAGCUUUCAGGGGAUCAGGGAUGGGCCCACUAAGAUUACCAUUGGAAAGUCCAUCAGCAGUAACACAGGAGCACCAGUGUUACAGAAGCCUCCAGCAGUGACCCGCAGCCCCAUUGCCAGCUCUGUCCUGGCCACACCUAAUGCCCCAACUACCCAAGGCAAUGUCAUAUUGGUGGACCUGAAUCCUGAGAACUCCAAUGUGAACAACACAAAUGCUCUGGCUGAUAUGUUGCAAGUCUCAGGUGAGUCACAAUCAACGAGCAACAGUGGUAGCAGCAUCACCAGCAGCAUUACCAGCACCAGCAGCACCAGCAGCAGUAGUGAUCCCUCCACCACCACUACUUCCAUCACCACCACUACAAAUGAAACCACCACAACCCCAGCUGUCACUACCACCACCAAGACCACCACCACCCCUGCAAUGAGCCCUGCCACCACCAUGGCUGCUACCACAGUCACCACCAACACCAGCACCACCAGUUCUUCUCUCACUACUACCAGCUCCACCACCAGCAGCACCAAUACUACCAGCAGCAGCACCACAACCACUGCCACCACCACUGCUGCUGCUGCUGCCCCCCUGAGUGCCAGCACAGUAGUCAGCAGCAGUGAUGGGGGGGUGACCAUGAGCAGCAGUGGCAGUGGGGGAGGAGGGGGAGAGGGAGAGGGAGAGUGGCUCAACCUUGGACUUGAAGGAGAAGACUCACCUGCCCACAGCCUCCCGGAAGGCCAGAUGCAAAUGUUAGAAGAGGCUGUGGAGAUUUUAGGACGAGGGGACAAAGAAUCCGCAAGAAACCUUCUCCGUCAGGCUGGAAUUGAAUUGUUGGAUUCUCCAGGAGAACUUGGUGAACACGGAGCGGAAGGGACCUCAAUGGCAAGCCUGAUGGCUGGACUGGCAAGUCAGCUGCCCGGGGCACACCUGGACGAAGGGCCGCUAGCACCCGUGGGGGAGCUUGAUCCGGUCACUGGACUCUUCUACAACCCAUCGAGCAGUGAAAGUUCCUCUGACAGCAACAGCAAUUCAGCUUCUGAUGAACUGGAGGCGCCUGAUGAGAGGGAGUCAACUGACUAACAACAUGGCCCAGGCCCAGGCUUUUAAUACUCCCUCGGCCCGCCGUUGGAGAUGGUUUAUUUUAGAAUGCAAGUUGUAGUGCAUAGAGGUAAACUUUGUAUAGGUGUUUUAAUUACUGAUUAGUUAACAUUAUAUGCGUAGAGACCUGUUGUAAUUUAGUUUCCCUUACAUUAUUAUGCUGGAUCACAAUCCUUCAACAGAAAGUAACCAUAGUCUUACAAAUAUAUAAGGAAUUAUAGGAAAAUUAUUAUCUCUUGCAAACAAAAUGAUUUUGACAAUUGGGUCAAGUCUACCACGGAACAAGACUAUUGUACAAUUAUUGAUAUUAUGCAGGUAGCAUUCUUCAAAUAAAUGACAUGCUUAGGUU